AAAGGGUGGGAGAAAACAAACUAUCCAUCUACAACGGAAAACGUGCACUUGCAAAAAGAUGGAGAUAUACAAGAUUCCUUGCUCCCAUGUAUUAGCCGUGUGUAGACAACGUAGUUUGUCUUAUGCUCCAUUUGUGGAUAAGUUCUUCUCUUCUGACCAAUACGCCGCCACGUAUCAUAGGGUGUUCAAACCGAUUCCUGAUCGUGAUUAUUGGCCAAAUUACAAUGGACCCGAAAUCGUGCACGAUCCAUCCAUGCUUCGGGCAAAGGGAAGACCAAAGUCGACCCGUAUUAAGAAUGAGAUGGAUGAAGGCCCACGAGGAACGGUUAGAUGUGGAAGAUGCCACCAAACCGGCCAUAAUAGAGCGACAUGUGCAAAGAGAUCAUCUAGACAAGAGGGGGGGUCCGCCGGGCAUGGAGGUGAUAGCGGAUCCUGGGCCGAGUGAUCCUUCUGUCCUGACACUGCAGGCCUCACACAGGAGUGAGGAUGUUUGGCUUGGCAUGGAUGUGCAGGUUGAUAGGUGCCGCGAGCAUCUGCGGGGUUUGUCCCAUUUACAUGUCGACCCCAGAGUCCUAGCAUAUGUUCGUGCAGCAGGUUUUUUUACACUGCACAGGUUAGUGGCUACUGUGCCUUUAGAUAGAGCCCUCCUCACUGCUCUACUUGAGCGUUGGAGGCAGGAGACACAUUCAUUUCACCUCCCUGUUGGUGAGGUCACCGUGACAUUGGGAGAUGUGGCUGUACUGACUGGGUUAGAGGUUGAUGGGAGAGCUGUUACAGGCACUGCUUGUCGACAGUGGGUGGAUGAGUGUGAGAGGUUGUUAGGCAUCCGCCCCGUUCUUAGGGCUGACCUUCAGGGGUCAUCUCUUAGGAUGCCAUGGUUGAGGGAGCACUUCC
Cuscuta epithymum is the source of this 894-nucleotide messenger RNA. The record is from the annotation of a GenBank genome assembly. Lineage: Eukaryota; Viridiplantae; Streptophyta; Magnoliopsida; Solanales; Convolvulaceae.